UCGCGCACGCACACGCACGCGCGCGCCCCCCACUCGUGCGCCGGCGAGUUGUCAACAACGGCGACCCCGGCAGGAAACGCGCGCGAACUUUAACAAAAACCCCACCAAGCCUCAGCCGUCAAAACGUUUCAGAUCAAACAACCGCUGCACCCUAACCCACUGCUCCCGCAGCCGCUGUGCGAGAUCGGCAAGGGUCUUAUCCGCCGUAUUACAGCCAGAUCCCAUGUUUAACCAUAGCGUGCGGCCGCGCACCAUUCCUAGAAAUCCCGCCGGAGCCUGUGCGUAGGCCUCCCGCGGCACAGCCGGGUUGGGGGGUCCCGGCGACGAUGUCCGAGAACGGAGAGACUCGGCUGCCGAUGCUUCAGCAGACAAAGGCGGCCCUGAGUCGAUCGUGGGGCUUCGUGUCGCGGCACCUGAGCGUGUCAGAGGCGCACACGGUGGAGUUUUACAGCAGGGGGCUGUGGAGGUCAUACCUGGGAGACGCAGAGCCCCAGACGGUGCAGCUGCUGCUGAUGCGAGAUUCGAAGGUGAUGAAUCUCGGGCAAGCGGGGACUCCGCGUGAAGGUGGAGGAGCGCAGGGAAUUGGCGGAACGAGCUCUGCCGUAAUGGAUAUCGAGCACUUCCUUCACGAGGCACAGUCCCACACACUGCCUGGCCUGGGCAUCUGCGUGUCGACGGAUGAGGCCUUCACCAUGUUUGGCGCUGACGGAUCAGUCGGUAUUCCAGUCAGACCUGAGGACUUCAUGAGCACCAAGAAGUCACACGAGGUGGAGCUGAUGUCCAGAAUGGUGGUAACGCUGGCACUGAAAUGCAAUGUAUCACAGGUGAUAGACCUCGGCUCUGGAAAAGGAUACCUAAGCUCCUAUCUCUCCAUGCAGUUUGGCCUGAGGGUGUUUGGCAUCGAUUCAUCUGCCGUCAACACGAGGGGGGCUGCAGAGCGGAACCGCAAACUGGGCAAGUUCUGGAAGGGUUAUAAGAAGCGGGCAUCCAAGCCGGAGGAAAAAUCUGCUGCCUGCAGCCCAGGGCCUAAUGACAAAUCUAACUCUUGCAAACAGCAGACUCGUGGAGCUGUGAUCAAGCUUGAAACGGCAAACGACUUUAGCUCUUCAUCGACCAUUGAAGUUUGUGUGUGUAAACAAGGAUCAUUUUGCAAUGAAGGCACCGUUAACGGAUGUAAAGAAACGUCCUCGGAUGAGCACACGCAAAGUUAUGAAAAUGGCUCGAGCUUAACAGAAAGUAUGCAAAAUAAGUCUGCUGGAACAAACGUUAAACCCGAAGAAGGCCUUGCAGCUUCAUCAGAAUUAAAUUAUUUUUUUAACAAUCGAGAGGGUGUGGCCUUAAGCAUUGGCACAGAUGUGUCUCCCGAGGGGGACCUCCUCCUAAAGGAACUUACAGAAAUUACGGAAGUGCAAGAUCUCCGUCCGAAAGACAUGAGUGUGGAAGAGAGGGCAAGAAGGAAGCAAGUCAACCUCGAGGCCAAGUCGAGCAAGGAAGGAGGCGUUAACGCACAGACGCUCCUCACCUGCUGGAUCACUCCUGACACGGAGAUUGAGCAGCUCAUUACAGGGAUGGAGACGGGGCUGCUGGUGGGGCUGCACACGUGCGGGGACCUGGCGGCCACCACGUUGCGGCUGUUCGCUGGGAGAGCGGCGCUGCGCGGCGUGUGCAGCGUAGGCUGCUGCUACCACCUGCUGACCGAGCCAUCUCAGCUGCACAGCUCCCCGGCAGCAGACGAUGGAUCGCGGGCAUAUGGGUUUCCCAUGAGUGACCAUCUCAAGUCGCUUCACUGCACAAUUGGAAGGAACUCGCGCAUGUCUGCCUGCCUGGCACCCGAACGAGUUACUUCUGGAAAGGGGUUGCUCACUGAGUCACUGUUCUAUCGAGCGGUGCUGCAGGUGCUCAUUGAAGACCAUUAUGGGAGCCUCAGCAGCACCAAGCGUGUGGGCAAGACAUACGGAAAGUCUACCUCAUUUCUCGAUUACACCAGAAAGGCGCUGCAGAAGUUGGAAUUGGAUGACUCAAAGUUGAGUGAUGCUGACAUUCAAGAUUACUACAGCAAAUUCCUCCCUCGCUUGCCAGAGAUGGAGGCCUUUAACAUGCUCAAGGUGAUUCUUGCUCCUUGCAUUGAGGGCAUCAUCCUAAUGGACAGACUGUGCUUUCUCUUAGAACAGGAUUGUGUAAGCCAAGCAGCCCUGGUGCAGAUGUUCCAUCCGCUGACAUCACCGCGCUGCUAUGCACUCGUCGCUACCAGGCGGUGAUAUGACCUGUCCUUGGAUCGGCGGCAGUGGGCCUUCACAGCAAUAUUUAUAGUGAAUGCAUCAGCAUAUCGUAAUGGACAAGCUACAACCUUGUAUAUAUAUUUAUUUUAUACACUUUUGUCUGGAACAAGUGCUUUUACUCAUGGAUUACCGCAGUGAAACGAAUGUAAUCGGUGUAUAAUGACCAUCUUGUAUGUUUAUUUGUACAAUUCCAAAGUUGUAUGGUAUUGCUUCGGAAUUAUUUUUAACAUUUAAGGCACCAGGCUUGAUGGAAGAAACCUAUGUAAAGUCGUUUACAAUAAUAUUGUUAAAUAAAUAAUGUAUAUCUAUAGCUGUGUCUAAAUAUUUUAUAUUGUGUACAUGUUUUGCACUCGUACAACAUGCUAAGUGAUUUAGUACGUGUAUACUAAGGGAAGUAUAUAGCGGCAAUUGCUCAACAUAUUUAGCCCAGAUAACUGCAGCGCUGGGGAGACAAAGGCGGCCAAACAUGGUGCUGGUCACCCACCCUAUCAAAUAUAAAUUGGCUCUUGCCUUGUGGUGGUUACUGUGACGUUCACUGGCAAUUCAAAUAUUAACACUUACAAACAAAAGUUUUGGUACCCACUAUUGGUCAGCAGGUGUCACCAAAGAUCUGCAGUCUGUUUUUUUACACUAAACAGUGUUGGCUGACUUUUCACACAUUAUUUCACAACCACAAGGUUAUACACGUGGUUAUUUGAAUGAUGUUUACUGAACAUUGUUUUUUGCUUUCUUUGUACAGAACAUUUCACCACAUAGUGUCAAUGUAAUUUUAGUGAUGUAAAAAUGUGAUUCAGUUCAUGUAUACAUGCAUUACAUUCAUGACAGAAUAUUAAGCCCAUCUACAGUACCUGUAACUGUGUAAAGAUUUCACAUUGUUCCAGUUGCCUUUAUCACUAAUUCAUACAAGUGAUUGCUUUAUUAAAGUGUUCCUAAUCUCUUAAAUCAAUCAUGGUGUAAGAUAACAAUUUGUAAUUGUACUUCUAAUAUAGGAUAGUUUUGGUUGCAUGCAGGUUUUCAAAAUUGUUAAUUUAUUGCACUGGCAAAACUUAUCUUGUGAUCAGUGUAAAAGGAUGUUAACAUCCACUGCAGACCUCUUGGUCAUUACAUAGAAUACACGGGGCACUUUGUUUUAUGUAUUUUUGUUACCAAACAUAGAAUUUAGUCGACGAAUAUGCAUUUAAUGUCCCUGCCUUCUGUAGGCUGAAAUAUCUCAGGAACAAAUCGUCCAGGAUAAGAGAAAAGUUUGUACUAUGUUUUAAAUGAAUUUUCAGAGAAUAGAAAUGAAGUUCUCAAAAGCCAUUUUCUCUAUGAAUCAAAGAUUGCCUGCAAUGUGCUCCCAAUCAAAGAGAAUAAUGCCUCAAUUCCGGCUCCCUGGGUUGUCGCUCUGACCUCUGCUCAAGUACACGCUGUGAUUGGUUCCACAUAACUCUUGGCGCCAGUCUUGCCUUCAUGUACCGCAGUGCUGUGUCUACAAGGCUCCAUGUGUAGUGUCACACCCACGGAGGGCAUCGAGGUGACCUUGUUUCAUUUUUAGUUGUGGGCUUCUCAUUUCAAUCGAAAUGACAUUCUUAAUGUAUUCUGACCCAUUGGGUGAGAAACACGUUGCAACUAGGAAUACGUUUCAGAUUUCGUUUGUUUUUUCAAAUAUAUUCUUUAAUUUUUAGGCCCAAUAUAAAAAUGUAUGUUCUUGUUCUGAUUGAUUACAUUUAUAUAAUGCACUAAAUGUAAACAUUUUCAUAAUUUUGCAAUGUUAAAUGUUGAAUUUUAAGUUUACCAUGAAGUUCCAUCGGUAAAAAAUAUUUUUUUUAGUUUUUAUUUAAAAGCGUUUCAAUGUAAAGAAAAUGUGACAUGUUACAUAAAGAAGGAUGUCACGUGGCUGCAAUUUUGGUGAGAAAAAUGUGAAUGUGAUGUCACCCAAGUGAUGUGGCAUUUUUGGAUCCAAAACAAUUAGAUUAUCUGAAAUUAUAUCCAGGCCAGAUUUUCAUAUAUUUUCAGAUUAAUCUAAAAACUGUUUCGUGUGAAAUGUCUCGAAGUGUUAUAUGACAACAUGCAAACUCGCUGACGCAACUUUAUAAUAGCAUUGUGUUAACUAGCUAGACUAAUCCUUCAUGCCUUCUUUGUUCCAACGAUAGCCAUAGCCCAACAUUUUAACCUACAGCAGAUGUUUACGAUGAUCUUCGAGAGGUUUUGUUGAUCUGUGCUUGUACACAACUGUACAUGCAGUUCCCUGUAUUUACACGAGUAUAUUUAUUUGAACAGGUGCUGCGGUAAUCAGUGCAUUUGACUUACUCCGGAAAUUGGGACUUCAAAAUCUGGUUGAGGGAUACCUUUACCGAUCAAGCUUCCAUCACCAUCAGCCAUAAUCUAUCCACUGUUGGAUGAAGGCCUCCCCAAGCCAUUUCCAUCUCUUACAUUCCUGUAAUGCAAAAAUCCAUACAGCAUUGACAUAUGAGCUGAUUUCAUUGUUUCAUUGAUGGUUAUGCUCGUAAUGUUAUUGAUGCUGGUGGUGGUAAUGAUGGCGAUGUAUUGAUGAGUGCUGGGUUAUUCACUGUCUGGUUGACUAGUUCUGUAUUCAGCUACAUUAUAUUUAUGAUAAUGCUGGUGAUUGAUGUGAUGAUGAUGGUGAUGAUGAUAAUGAUUUGCCCCGCGUCAUUGCCAUGACAGCGAUACCUGUGAUCGUGUGAACAACAGCAGUGACCUCGAAAUUAUGGCAAUUCCAGUAUCACUGUGAUUCGUGGGCUUGUCCUGACCCAAAAUGACCCUAAAGUGGACGGGUGUCAUUCUUCCUAUUACCUCCUAUAGUCCGAGCUGUUGCAUGGAUAAGAUAAGUAAGCCGGAAGUGGUGGAAAGUUCUUCCGAUUAUUUAUCCAUGCUUUUCCACAUGGAUAACAAGAGUCAAAUGCACAGGCAAACACGGAUAAUAGGAUCCGCACUGAUCACCAACCCAAAUCAAAUCGGAUAAGGGGACAUACAUUGCACAUUACCUUCCUUUUAAAGUGAAUGUUUCAUUGCACUUUUAUCCGGGUUAAAUAUAUAUACACUUUAUAUUUGUCACUCUUAAAACCACUGACGUAAAUUUAACUGCCAAAACAGUUUGUUCAAUGUAGAAAAGUCUUCGAACUCUCUAGUUAAAGAUUUUUUUAUACAUGAUUAAUGCAAUCUCACACUUUUAAAUACGUGACGUUUCAUGAACUUGCGAAUAGUUGUAUUAACAUUGCGUAAGAUACUUCCACACCGAGUAUAAUGUUUAAGUGCCAAAUUAAUAUUUAAUUAACUAACCAGCAUAUCUCGAGGUGCUUUGGUUUUUCAAAAAGGAUGGCUUAAAUUUGUGGCCAGUGUUCAAAGUUUUUAUUUGUUUCAUAAAUCGUGAUUUUAUUCUUAAGAAUCGCUCAUGAAUGUAAUUCUCAUCUGCAGCUGAUGAAAUGUGAAAGGGUUAUAUCGAAACUUUACAUUCUU
Messenger RNA from Petromyzon marinus (sea lamprey), 5735 nucleotides. It is a transcript of the gene METTL25, whose product is annotated as methyltransferase like 25. Lineage: Eukaryota; Metazoa; Chordata; Hyperoartia; Petromyzontiformes; Petromyzontidae. The record is from RefSeq and is a predicted model, not a curated record.